UUCUUUUUCUUCGUUUCCGCGAGGUAGAAGGUAGAAGUUCCCCGUGAAGAUUUCAAGAUGGUGAACGUACCUAAGCAACGUCGCACUUUCUGCAAGAAAUGCAAGGUCCACAAGCUGCACAAGGUGACGCAGUACAAGAAGUCCAAGGAGCGCAAGGGUGCUCAGGGCAGGAGGCGUUACGACAGGAAACAGCAGGGUUUCGGAGGUCAGACUAAGCCCAUCUUCAGGAAGAAGGCCAAGACCACCAAGAAAAUUGUGCUGCGUAUGGAGUGCACCGAGUGCAAGUACCGCAAGCAGACUCCUCUGAAGCGUUGCAAGCACUUCGAGCUGGGCGGUGACAAGAAGCGCAAGGGACAGAUGAUCCAGUUCUAGGCUCCGUCAUCCGUUUCCACCCGCCACUCUUUUUACCUAACGAAGUGUUUUAAGUUGUUUUGCAGACCGUCGUCGUACGACGGGAAAUAAAACAAAUGAAAGUGUA
Messenger RNA from Drosophila serrata, 478 nucleotides. It is a transcript of the gene RpL36A, whose product is annotated as ribosomal protein L36A. The record is from RefSeq and is a predicted model, not a curated record. Gene Ontology annotation, biological process: translation. Lineage: Eukaryota; Metazoa; Arthropoda; Insecta; Diptera; Drosophilidae. Gene Ontology annotation, molecular function: structural constituent of ribosome. Gene Ontology annotation, cellular component: ribosome.